AUGGUGGAACUUGUUGAUAUUGCUAUGAUAUACGCUGAGCGAUUCAUAUGGAUUGGCGAAGUUGGAUAUUCGAUGGAAUUGAGAGAUGGAGAAACUUUGUGUGAAAACUCCACAGUUCUCCGGAAAAUGAUGCAAUGUGUUCUGGAGUAUUUUGAUCGGGAAAAGAUGGAGACAGAGGCACGUAUUUUCUCAUUUGUUUUCAAUGAAGAAAUUGGCGGACAAGUGAAACAAUCGAAAUGUUUUCUUGUCAACGAAAAAUACGUUCUAAGAUACGUUUGUAUUAAUAACAAAAUAGUUAAAGGUGAUUAUUUUUCUCCCUCUGUUUCCAAAAAAAAAACUAAACAUUUCUCAGACAAACUGAUGGAAAACAAAUUCGAACCUGGUUUGACACUCUGGAACAUUGAAGAUGCUCGAAGUUAUUUGCUCGAAAAAUUUGGAAGUUAUCGGAAAAGCUUUCACUCGGAAAUGCUCAAAUAUUUCUCGUCUCGAAAAGACAUUGAAAAUAUGAAAUUUUUGUGCGAUUUGGCGCAAAAUACAGUGAAAAUUGCACACGAAGCCACAGAAACUCCAUAUAUUUUCGAGAAAAAUAAUAAUGCGGAAGAAGAGGAGGAGAGGAAGAGAAGACGAAUAUAUUUGAGGAUUUUGUGCGAAUCGAAAAAAGAAGAUCGGAAAGAAUGGCAUUUUUUCAAUGAAGAUGUUAUAAAUGCACUUGAAUAUGUAUUAUCAGAUGAUGAAAAUGAUAAAAGACACGAAAAAUUGGAGAAAUGGCGGAAAAAUGGAUCGACAAUAACUGUAAAAUGUUUCGAAACAAUGCUAGAUUUAUUAAAUAUCCCCAAAUCUAGAUUCAAGAUUGUUCAAGAUAUUGAAUUCACUAAAAAUCUAUCAGAACUACCCUUAGCUAUGGGAUAUUGUGCAAUGAAAGUUAUAUCACCUAAUGGAAAACCAGUUUAUCAUCAAAUCCAGGCUCAAUUUCUACUCUUUCAGUUUGCUGUUUGUGAUAUUUAUUGGCCAAAAAGUCAUAGAAAAAGUGAAGAACAUGAAAACCACAAAACAAAAAUCAUUGAAGAAAUGCGAAAUAUCAAAAAAGGAUAUCAUUUAGCAAGUGAGAUCGAUGAGAUAAUUGAAAAAUUUAAAUAUUCAAAAUUGGCGGUCAAAACGGGUUUAGCCUCAAUUCACGGAGCUGUUCAAUAUAGCACGGAAAUCCCGAAAAAAGCAGUGGAAAUAUUUCUAAAAUCAAUUGGAAUGCCGAAAAGUAAAGAGAUCCGAUUUUUCAAACCAAUGAAUUUUGCAGUGUUUUUGAAGUACACUUUAAUGAUGAUGAAUAUUCAAAGAUUUUUUGAUAGGCAAGAAGAUUUGGAUUUGAAGAAAAAUAUAAUGAAAGCUUGGAGUUUGGGGUUGGCAACUAUUGAUGAUUUGGAAUAUUGGAUGGAAAACCCAUUUUCGAUGGAAUUCUAUGAUAUUGAAAAAAUUGAUAAAUGUUGUGGGCAAAUGAUGAAAAAUCGAUUUGGUGAUGUGCAUUCAUAUCAUAAUGGUUAGUUAGUCAAAGAAAAUCUGGAAUUAGAUUCCAACAAUUUCCAGAUCUCUGCAAAGAACACUACUUCUUCGAAUUCGGCGAUCCGUGUGGAAAACGAAUGCAAAGUAAAGAAAUGCGACGGGAUCGUUCAGCGGAUCAUAUGAGUAGAGUUAUGACCACAUUUCGCAAAAAUUUACCGUAAGUCCAACAAUUUCCAGCGUUUUUCCUUGAAAAUGUCUUUUUUUGCAGAAAGAUUAUUGCUAGCAUGUGUGAAGACGAUGAUUUCCAGCCAGUUGACAAGUUUUUGAAAAGAUUUAUCCACUUUUUUGGGGGAUAUGGUGAAGGUUGUCCCGGAAGACAAUAUCUUGAUGUAUGGAUUUUUUUGAAUAUGAGAACAAAGGUUUUGAAAACACAAAAUUUCAGGCGGUUUCAAGAAUUCGACCAGUUUUGAGAGAAGAAACCAAGGAUUUUCUCGAUUUCGCCAAUAUUGAUGGAAAUUGGUAUUGCAAGAAGAAAAAGAGUGAGAAAAACGAGGAAAAUAAACAUAAAUCAUCCAAAAAAUCGAGAACGGAGAAAUUGAAAGUCGUAAUUGAGACAAAAAUCGUGGAAACUUGCCAGAAAUGCAGCGAAAUUGAGAAGGAGAAUAUGGGAUUUGCGAGAAAAAUCGAGGAACUUGAGAGAACUCGAACAUCAAUGAAAAAGACGAUUGAUGAAAAAGAGGGAGAUUUGCAGAUUUUAAAUCUUCAAAUCAAACAAAAUAAAUUGAAUUAUGAAGAAGCUGUGGAAAAUCAUCAAAAAUAUGUGGAAAAUCGAGAAAUGAAAAUAUUGCAAUAUGAAUAUGAAAUUGAACAAUAUUUGGAUGAUUGGAAAAAUGAAAAAAUGAAAUUAUUGGAUGAAAAUCGAAAAAGUAGAAGAAAUGAGAAUGAAAAAAUUGAAAAAAUGAAAAAACGAUUGGAAAAUGCAAAAUUUUCGGAUCGAAAUAUGAAUCGAAUUAUUGAAGAAUUGCAAAAAGAAAAUAAUCAAUUAAAAGUGAGAAUUGAAAUUGCUAGAGAAAAUUUGUAA
Caenorhabditis angaria is the source of this 2575-nucleotide messenger RNA. The record is from the annotation of a GenBank genome assembly. NCBI's taxonomy places the organism in Eukaryota, Metazoa, Nematoda, Chromadorea, Rhabditida, Rhabditidae.